Molecule: messenger RNA, 1216 nt
Organism: Hyalella azteca
Lineage: Eukaryota; Metazoa; Arthropoda; Malacostraca; Amphipoda; Hyalellidae
Product: m-AAA protease-interacting protein 1, mitochondrial
Exons: 5
Coding region: 58-996 (312 amino acids)
Biological process (GO): inner mitochondrial membrane organization; protein insertion into mitochondrial inner membrane from matrix
Cellular component (GO): mitochondrial inner membrane
Molecular function (GO): ribosome binding
Source: RefSeq, a predicted model, not a curated record
CUAGCCAAUCAAAUGAUUGCUAGCCCAUGAAAUGGUUUAUUGAAUUUUACAGGGCAAAUGAACAGUCAUUUAGGUGCCCGCUAUCGGGCGUGCAGAUGUUUAGUCUUGGUGCGAGCGCUGCACCACGCAUCUCCCUCGGUCUCGUCACGACCGCCGUUUAGUUCUAGCGCAAGCAAGUCCCUCAACUUCUCCACUUUGAAUAAAAUACAAAAAAUAUACAAAGUACCAAGUGCUGCCAAACUUCUGUGCUCGGCUCUGCUUGACGGGAAUUUUUCACAGAACAGAGUGUGGUACCGCAGGCCUCCUCCAUCUUCAGAACACAAGAGUGACGACGUAAGAGAUGCUCGCACCGACGACAACAAGGAUGAGUGGAGACCGAAGAAGUCUGGUCAGGUGGAACUCAUGGACUUCCCGUGGAUCAUUUGGCCUUCGUUGCUGCUGACCUUACGUAACUGGUUCUUCACGCACUUCAUCAUCAAGCCGUACUACGACCCCGAGUUCUCCAUGCCCGCCUUCAGGGAGGGGGCCAAACAGGCGCUGGUGAGCGUGUCGGAGGACCUGGCCAGAGGAGACCUGAAGAGCCUGACGGGGCGGGUGACGCAGGAGUGCAUCUCUCAGCUUAGGGAGAGCUUCCCCAGGCUCUCCCUCAAACAAAAGUCAGACCUCAGAGUGGGGCUGUCGGAUAUAUUCUUCUCCUUCCCCUAUCAGCUUGGCGUUAUUUUCCAGCCCGAAAAUGAGGGUAAAAUGGACAGAAUAUUCGUGGAGAUAACGAUGUGUUAUCACAUUUACCGCGACUUCCAAGAGUUCAUUCAGGACAAGGAAGACAUUAGAGACAACUCCUUCAUCCAUCAGAAUGCCGACUUUUACAACGAAGCGGACCGCAUUACCAUAGCUAAUUACAGGUUUAUUCGUGAGUUCACGAAGGGCACAAACGAUGACUGGACAAUCAAUGUGAUCAACCACUUCAAGCCUGGCCAGGCCCUUGAGAACAAGUGACCAGAGCGCCCCUGCUUUGAGUGCGUGUCUGUACGCUGAGUUUGUGUCUGUGCGCUUAGUGCGUGUCUGUAUGCUGAGUGCAUGUCUGUAUGCUGAGUGCAUGUCUGUGCGCUUAGUGCGUGUCUGUAUGCUGAGUGCAUGUCUGUAUGCUGAGUGCAUGUCUGUAUGCUGAGUGCAUGUCUGUAUGCUGAGUGCAUGUCUGUAUGCUGAGUGCAUGUCU